AACAAAAAGAAGAAUUUCUUAGACAACCUCUUAUCACUAAUCCCUUCCUUAUCUCUCCGAGUAUCUAAUUAACAACCCCUGAACAACUAUCAUCUUAUCAUUUGCCUCUAGUAACUCAAAUUGUCUUGAGUGUCUCAUUGGGCAAAAACAUCUUCUUAUGAUCCUAAAUUUCGUCAUUCUAAUCACUGUGCUUCGAAUAAAUACUGAUAAUAGCCCCAAUUGAACAAUUUACCCAUCCCUCGGUAUUCCCAGUUCGAUAGAAGACACCAGAGCGAUAUGAAGCAUUUAUUUGACUUCAGUGACUUCAAUGUGUACGAUUCUAAGUGCACAAAUUUGUCUGUUGGGGCUCCUGGCCCGGAUCUCCUCACCCAAUGCUGUGAGAUUUUCAAGGAAGCCACAGAGCACCGAAUGAACUAUGAAAAGGAGAACAAUUCCUUCCUCUUCCAAUACGGACCUACUCUGGGUAUCAAUGACUUCCGGGAGGAAUUGAGUGCCUUCCUGUCGAAGGAGUAUGGAUCCGAGGUGAGAAAAAACAGCCUAGUUCUUACAUCUGGAGCCACCAAUGGGCUUCAUCAUAUACUUACAAGUCUCCUGGACAUGAAUGGAGUGAUCUUUGUUGAUGAGGUCACAUACAUGAUCGCCCUGGAAGCCUUUCAAACAUUCUCAGGGAUGAAAAUCAUUCCUGUACCCUUUCAAGAUGACGGAGUUGAUGUUGAAGAACUGAGAAAACUCGUAAAAGCCCAUAAAUUCUCUCCACAUCCCGAUAAACUCUUCUGGGGCUUCUACUAUGCCAUUCCGACUUUUCACAAUCCCACAGGAGUGACCCUCUCUGUCAAAAAGUGCAGAGAAUUGAUAAAAAUCGCUCGGGAAUUUGAUAUUCUCAUCUCCUGCGAUGAUGUAUACAAUCUCCUACACUACAGCUCAGAAGGAAGCCCUAAGAGAUUGUUCUCUUAUGACAAUCCUUCAGAUGGAGACUACAAAGGUCAUGUAAUUUCCAAUGGGUCUUUCUCCAAGAUCCUCUCUCCAGGAAUCCGAAUUGGCUGGAUGGAAUGCCCCAAGAGGAUUCUGGAAGUUUUCAGAUUGAGUGCUAUCAUAACGAGUGGAGGAUCUAUUAAUAACUACACUUCAGGCAUCGUGACAAGCCUCUUCCAAUUGGGCUUAGCCAAGAAGCAGCUCGACAUCUACAGUGCAGCUUAUCAGGAAAGGAUGGAGGCUGUUUGUGCGAUCCUGAAAGAGAAUCUGCCUCCGGAAGUUAAAUUUAUCCCUCCCAGUGGAGGAUACUUCGUCUGGCUAACAUUUCCAGCAUCUUUUGAUGCUGUGGCAUUCAAUCAGUUCUGCCUGGAGCAGCACAAAGUCAUUGCAAUUGCCGGUCCAAGAUUUUCCGCCCUGAAAGGUCAUCGGAAUUGCUUGAGGAUCUGCGUAGUUUUUCACGAUGUUGCCACCAUGAGCAAUGCCGUCCGUCGACUUUGCCAAGCAUAUCGCGAGUUCUCACGAUAAGAUAUUGUAAGCAAAGCGAUACUUUUUUGCCAAUUUUCACACAUUUCAGCCGAUAGAACAAAAAAAAAGAAUGUCUAAAAACAAUAGAUAGGGAAAAUUCGCAGAUCGCUUGAAUUUAAUAAAAGCACACUGUAUUUUUUGCUCCUCUUUUGCUCUUGAUGUAAAUAUCGGUUUAAGACUGGUUCAUUACAGGUUAAAACCAAUACAGACUUGUUAAGAUUUCCAAGACCUUUCAAAUGACUCUAAUCCCAGCUUAAUCUGUUGAGAAAUAAACGAUUUACAAGGCUUUUGCAUUAAUUUUGAAAAAAAAAGUUUAAGAAGGAAUGAAUAGAGGUCACUACUGUCAGGUAGAAACCGAUUUUGACUUGUUAAGUUUUCUAAGACCUUUCAAAUGAAUGCAAUUCUGGCUAAAUCUGUCGAUAACUAAAUUUUUUAAAAGGGUUUUGUAUCCAAUUUCGAAGAAAAAUCUGAGAAGAAUCAUUAAUAGAGGUCACUACUGUAACUUAGGUAGAAUCCAAUUUUGACUUGUUAGGUUUUCCAAGACCUUUCAAAUAAAUCCAAUCCAGGCUAAAUCUGUUGAGAAAUAAACCAUUUAGAAGGCUUAAUUUUGAAAAAAAAGUUUAAGAAAGGAAUGAUUAAUAGAUCAAAAUAUCUUACCUGUCUUGCCUGUACUAUCAUUAUUUUUUUUUAAUAAUAAAAUACUUGUUCGCCUGUGAACAGGGUCUACGAAAAA
This is a messenger RNA of Phlebotomus papatasi, 2230 nucleotides long. RefSeq lists its product as uncharacterized. The record is from RefSeq and is a predicted model, not a curated record. Gene Ontology annotation, molecular function: pyridoxal phosphate binding; L-2-aminoadipate:2-oxoglutarate transaminase activity. The transcript is spliced from 3 exons. The coding region runs from base 277 to 1497 and encodes 406 amino acids. Gene Ontology annotation, biological process: biosynthetic process. Lineage: Eukaryota; Metazoa; Arthropoda; Insecta; Diptera; Psychodidae.